Molecule: messenger RNA, 1836 nt
Organism: Clonostachys byssicola
Lineage: Eukaryota; Fungi; Ascomycota; Sordariomycetes; Hypocreales; Bionectriaceae
Source: the annotation of a GenBank genome assembly
AUGGUCUCGCUCCAAACUGUCGUUAUCGCCGGGAUUCACUAUCUCAUCCAUCCACAGAAGCUGGGCACUAUCACCGCCAUAAUCAACCCCGAUUCAAUCAUACCGGUGACACUUUUAGCCACACAUGAGAUCUUCAGCCAUGAUCUGGAGGGGCUCCUAGCAGGUCUAGACGCCGUGGACGAUGUUUUCAUCCCAGAGUUUGGCUCGGUUCUGGUCGAAAAGGCCGCCGAGAAUGACCGGCAUGCUGAUCCCUCCAAACUGGGAAUUACCCAAGACGUAUUCCAACUCAACUCAUCCAAUUCCCUACUCCAAGGGUUCAACGACCUCCCCUCAGGACCUUACAUCUUGCAUGGCCCGAACCUAUACCAGGCUUGGAGGCUUUAUGAAGAUGAGUAUGACGCUUUCGUCUUUGGUGUGAUACCUGAAGAUGUCAAUGAGCCUGAACAAUUCAGAGUACUGAACGCAUUAUCGACUAAUGGCCUGCACAAAUCAAUUCCCGUGCCCUCACGAUUAUAUCAUCGCCACCCAUCUCCUAGUAAACCACUUUCCGGCGUUCGAGUGUCCAUCUGUGAUACCGCUUCCUUGGAGGGCGUGGGAACUACCCUGUCAAGCGCUUCAUGGGAACUACUGCAUCCAGGGCCAGCCGAAGAGUCGGCUCACUUCGUCCGACGGCUGAUAGACCUCGGAGCUGUGAUUGUGGGCAAGACAAAGAUCUCGCCAAUGGAGUCUGGCCAAGAAUGGGUGGAUGUUCCUUCUCCUUGGAAUCCACGUGCUGAUGGGUAUCAGAGGGCGGAUGACAGCUCACCAGGUGCCGUAACGGCUGUAGCUGGCUACCCAUGGCUGCAGCAUGCGGUAGGAGAACACGUCGUCGGAGCAUUAGCAAAUACUGCAAUGCCUGGCGGGGUUUAUUCUCUGCGAUUAUCUUUGCCUACCGUCCCGAAACUGAAAGCCAUACCACCUGAAGGUGUGGAAAUUAUUAGCCGCGAAUUACAAUCUCUUCAUGAGGUCCACAAAGCAGUAUUGGGGCCAAGGAGUCCUGAAUCAGGAGGACCGCAAGCGAACCGACUUUUGUACUUGACAGACUUGAACCCGGAGCUGCCAACUGAGCAGUCCAAAUCCUUUGGAAAGCUCAUCUCCGUAUUCGAGUCAGCCCUCCAAGUCAAAGCCGAGCAUACAAGUCUUGCGGCUUUGUGGGACGCACAACCUCCUAAUGGCUUUGGCGAUGUCUCACUCGGAGAGUUUAUGAAGUUUGCUCCAUUCCGGAGUCUGUGCUAUCGCGAAGCUCAGAAGUAUCGUCAGUUUCAGAAGGACUAUCGCCAAAAGUUUCAUCGCGAAGCGUUUGUCGAACGGAAUACUCGGUUUAGGUGGGAUUAUGGUGACAAGGUCACAGAAGAACAGAACACAUUGGAUUUGUCACAUAUUGGCGUAUUCACGAGUUGGUUUCGUGAUACCAUCCUCAACGGGAACUCUACAACUCUUGUAGUGUUUUCACAUGGAGUUUCGCAACCGCAAUAUCGUCGAGAUAAACUCGAUGAUCCUAAGGUGAUUGAAGGGCUCACGUAUGAAUUGCUGCCGGUAAUACUAGAUUCGCCGCACUUGGUCCUUCCGUUUGACCAGAUUCCAUUUGAAUCCAUCAUUAGCGGCAGAGCAGAGCAAUUGCCGGUCAGUGCUUCGAUAAUUGGGGGUGACUCGUGGACAGGCUUGAUCCGAACCGUUGAUGGUGCACUCAAGAGCGCAGGAUGGCCGAGAGAGGUCAGUGUUGGGCGGUUGGCACUCCCCUUGGCUGACAGGCCAAUCUUGGAGGCAACACUCGGGGAAGCUCAGGCCGAGCUUUAG